CGCGAGAGGGCGGGGUUAAGGCGGUGCCGGCCAAUGGGAGCGAGGGGGCGGGGCCAGCGUUCUAGCAGCUUCCAGAGGGCGGCGGGAGCGGCGCGGGGGCCGCCAUGGCGGAGGCGCAGGAGCUGAAGGAGAAGGGCAACCGGGCGCUGGCGGAGGGCGACGUGGCGGCGGCGCUGCGCCAUUAUUCGGCCGCCAUCGCCCUCGAUGGCUCCAACCACGUCCUCUACAGCAACCGUUCGGCCGCCUACGCCCGCGCCGGAGACUACACCCGCGCCCUGACCGACGCCUGCCGCACCGUCGAGCUGCGCCCCGACUGGGCCAAGGGCUACUCGCGCAAGGCGGCGGCGCUGGAGUUCCUGCAGCGCUUGGAGGAGGCGAAGGCCACGUACGAGGAGGGGCUGCGGCACCAGCCCGGCAACGCCCAACUGCUCGAGGGGCUGCGCGGCGUCGAGGCGCGGCUCGCCGAGCGGAAGCUGCUUAACCCCUUCAGUGCCCCAGACCUGUUUGCGCGACUGGAGGGGGACCCCCGAACGCGGGCGCUUUUGGGGGACCCCGAGUACCGGGCGCUGCUGGAGGAGCUGCGGGCGCACCCGGCCGCGCUGGGCACGAAGCUGCAGGACCCGCGAGUGAUGGCGACGCUGAGCGUCCUUCUGGGCGUGGAAUUGGGGGGCGGCGAAGACGACGAGGAGCCCCCAUCGCCCCCCCCGACAGCCCCUGCACCCCAAAACCCCACCCCCCCACCCGAGGAGCUCCCCGAGAACAAGAAAGAGGCGCACCGCGAGAAGGAAUUGGGCAACGCCGCGUACCGGCGCAAAGACUUCCCGGCGGCGUUGGCGCAUUACACCCGCGCCCAAGAGUUGGACCCCACCAACAUGACAUACGUCACCAACCAAGCGGCCGUUUACUUCGAAACGGGGGACUUCGAGCGCUGCCGCGAACUCUGCGCCAAAGCCAUCGACGUCGGGCGGGAGAACCGCGAGGAUUAUCGGCAGAUCGCAAAGGCGUACGCUCGGAUCGGGAAUUCGUAUCUGCGCGAAGAGCGCUACAAAGAGGCCGUAAAUUCCUACAAUAAAUCUUUGGCCGAACACCGAACGCCCGAAGUGCUGAAGAAGUGCCAACAGGCGGAGAAGGUGCUGAAGGAACAGGAGCGCUUGGCCUAUAUCGACCCCGACCUCGCGCUGCAGGAGAAGAACAAAGGCAACGAAUGCUUCCAGCGGGGGGAUUACCCGCAGGCGGUGAAGCACUACAGCGAAGCCAUUCGGCGCAACCCCCACGAGGCGCGGCUCUACAGCAACCGCGCCGCCUGCUACACCAAACUGCUCGAGUUCCCCCUCGCCCUCAAGGACUGCGAGGAGUGCAUCCGCCUGGAACCCACCUUCAUUAAGGGGUUCACGCGGAAGGGGGCGGCGCUGGAGGCCAUGAAGGAGUUCACGCGGGCGGGAGAGGCGUACCAGCGCGCCCUGCGCCUCGACCCCGCCUGCAAGGAGGCUCUGGAGGGGCAGUUGCGCUGCGCCCGGGGGCGCCAGGACAGCCCCGAGGAGGUGAAGCGCCGCGCCAUGGCCGACCCCGAGGUGGCGCAGAUCAUGGGGGACCCCACCAUGCGCCUCAUCCUCGAGCAGAUGCAGAAGGACCCGCAGGCGCUCAGCGAGCACCUCAAGAACCCCUUAAUCGCACAGAAGAUCCAGAAGCUGAUGGACGUGGGGCUCAUCGCCAUCCGGUGACCCCCUCUGCACCCCAAAAAAAUGGGGGGGAUGGGGGGGGGUCCCCCCCUUUCCCCCCUCCCUCUCCCCCCCAAAAAAAAGUGCUGUUUUGGGGUGCCGCG
Cuculus canorus (common cuckoo) is the source of this 1822-nucleotide messenger RNA. It is a transcript of the gene STIP1, whose product is annotated as stress induced phosphoprotein 1. The record is from RefSeq and is a predicted model, not a curated record. Gene Ontology annotation, molecular function: Hsp90 protein binding. NCBI's taxonomy places the organism in Eukaryota, Metazoa, Chordata, Aves, Cuculiformes, Cuculidae. The transcript is spliced from 14 exons. Bases 105 to 1721 code for a protein of 538 amino acids.